AUGGGUGAGACCGCCGCGCCAGAGAGCUCUGCAGCCAAAGAAACCACCCUCCCCGACCGUACGGCCAUGGACGCCGCCAACCCCCCCUCGAAAGCUGCCCCGCCGAAAGCGGGCAAGGCGAAGCCCAAACCCGCGGACGAGAAACCGCUCCCGGACUUUAUUGUUGAGAGGAACGAGCUGUUCGACCAGCUGUUUAAGCAGCAGGUGGAGGAUCUGAGGAACAAGCCGCGGUUUGACAUCACGGUGACCCUGGAGGUUGGAGACGGGGCGCCGUCGACCGUGAUCGCGAAGGCAUGGCAGUCUACGCCAGGCUCGUUCUUGAAGGAUAUACCAAAGGAAAUCAGCUCCAGCGUCGUCAUUGCUAAGCUCGACGGAAAGGAGCUCUGGGACUUGGAUCGUCCGCUCGAGAGGGACUGCCGCAUCCGCUACCUCCCCUUUGACUCCACCGAGGGCAGAGAGGUGUUCUGGCAUUCCAGCGCCCAUACGCUCGGAGAAGCUGCCGAAUGCCAGUACGGGUGUCUCCUAUCACACGGCCCUCCGACUGCCCAUGGUUUCUUCUACGAUAUGGCAAUUCCUGAGGGUGGCGUCGUCACCCAGUCGGAUUGGCCAUCUUUGGAUGCGAAAACUGCAAGGAUUUUCAAGGAGAAACAGUCCUUCGAUCGGUUGGAGGUCUCCAAGGAGAAUUUGAAGAAAAUGUUUGGAUAUAGUAAAUAUAAGCUACACUAUAUUGAUAAUCUUGUCGAGGGAGAGAGCAGCACUGUCUAUCGAUGCGGAACCCUCGUGGACCUGUGCCGUGGACCUCAUAUCCAGAACACAGGCAAAAUUAAGGCAAUGAAGAUCAUGCAGAAUUCCUCCGCAUAUUUCCUGGGUGACCAGACCAACGAUUCUCUGCAGAGGAUACGCGGUGUUGCGUUCCCAGACAAGAAAUUGCUAGCAGAGCAUCUCAAGUUCAUGGAGGAGGCAGAGAAACGCAACCACCAGAAGAUUGGCAAAGAGCAAGAGCUGUUCUUUUUUGACGAAGUUUCCCCCGGGUGCCCCUUUUUACUUCCCAACGGAACCAAAAUUUUCAAUGCUCUACAAAAACUACUCCGCACAGAGUAUCGAAAGCGAGGCUACCAAGAAGUGCAGUCCCCCAACAUGUACGACGUCGGUAUAUGGCGCCAGUCAGGUCAUUGGGCUCAUUAUAAGGAUGAUAUGUUUAAGCUUGCCGUGGAAAAACGCGACUGGGCGCUCAAACCAAUGAACUGUCCUGGUCAUUGUAUUAUGUUCGGCCACAGGGAGCGAAGUUACCGAGAGCUACCUCUGCGAAUGGCGGAUUUUGGUGUCCUUCACAGAAACGAGGCAUCCGGUGCUCUACACGGACUGACCAGAGUCCGAAAGUUCCAGCAGGAUGACACCCAUAUUUUCUGCACUGACAACCAGAUUAUGGAAGAGAUUGAGGGCCUCUUUGACUUCCUCCGUUCGAUCUAUGGUCUGUUUGGAUUCAGUUUUAAACUGAAGCUCUCUACCCGACCAGAGAAAUACCUUGGAAAGCUGGAGACCUGGGACUUUGCUGAGGCGCAAUUACGAGAGGCCCUCACCAAAUUCAAGGGUGCAGACUGGGAUAUCGAUGAAGGAGAUGGUGCCUUCUACGGACCAAAGAUUGACAUCACUAUUUCUGACGCCCUGAAGCGAGAAUAUCAGUGUGCCACCAUCCAGCUCGACUACCAACUGCCCCUGAACUUUAAACUCGAAUACAUGACUGGAGAGACUGCUCCCAAGUCCGCUGCUCCGGCCGCUGCUCCGGCCGAAACCCAACCUGAGGCCCAACCUGAGGGCGAUUCAAAGCCAACUCAACCAGCAAGCGCCGACUCCGCCCCCGGCCCAGGAAGAGCUAGGCCUGUUGUUAUUCAUAGGGCUAUUAUUGGCAGUUUCGAACGAUUCUUCGGAAUUUUGAUUGAACAUUUCGGCGGCAAGUGGCCGUUCUGGCUCAGUCCUCGACAGAUCUUAAUCAUCCCUGUCAUGACUAGCGCUCACGACUACGUUGAAGAGCUCCAAGAGAUUCUUCGAGGCGAUAAGUUGAACGUGGACAUCGAUCUUAGUGGAAACACGAUGCAGAAGAAGAUCCGAAGCGGUCAAUUGGCCCAAUACAAUUUCAUCUUCGUGGUUGGUGCCCAAGAGAAGGAAUCACGCUCUGUCAACAUCCGUAACCGUGAUGACCCCAGCUCGCAGACGAAAGGUAGUCUUGUACCGCUGGAGGAAGCUAGAACUAAGCUACGCGCUCUUCGAAAGGAACGCCGCCUGGAGAAUUCGCUCUAA
This is a messenger RNA of Arthroderma uncinatum, 2298 nucleotides long. RefSeq names its product threonyl-tRNA synthetase. Gene Ontology annotation, molecular function: threonine-tRNA ligase activity; ATP binding. The record is from RefSeq and is a predicted model, not a curated record. The transcript has 5 exons. NCBI's taxonomy places the organism in Eukaryota, Fungi, Ascomycota, Eurotiomycetes, Onygenales, Arthrodermataceae. Gene Ontology annotation, cellular component: cytoplasm. Gene Ontology annotation, biological process: threonyl-tRNA aminoacylation. Bases 1 to 2298 code for a protein of 765 amino acids.